This is a messenger RNA of Haliotis rubra (blacklip abalone), 1944 nucleotides long. Its product is annotated as flavin-containing monooxygenase 5-like. Gene Ontology annotation, molecular function: flavin adenine dinucleotide binding; NADP binding; N,N-dimethylaniline monooxygenase activity. Bases 15 to 1628 code for a protein of 537 amino acids. NCBI's taxonomy places the organism in Eukaryota, Metazoa, Mollusca, Gastropoda, Lepetellida, Haliotidae. The transcript has 6 exons. The record is from RefSeq and is a predicted model, not a curated record.
GGUCAGUCAUAAGGAUGGGUUCAAAGAGGAGAGUGGUCAUUGUUGGAGCCGGGAUCUCCGGUUUAGGUGCCAUCAAAUCCUGUUUAGAAGAAGGUCUGGAACCAGUGUGUCUGGAACAGUUCGAUGAUAUCGGCGGAAUAUGGUACUACACUGAAGGAUACAGGGAAGGUCAGGGUGCACGGGCAUUUGACAACUUGACCACAAACUCGCCCAAAGACCUGUUCUGCUUCAGUGACUUUCCAUACCCAGAGGAUUACCCACCUUUUCUGACCCAUGAGUUGGUUCACCAAUAUCUCAACCUCUACUGCAAGAAGUUUGACCUCCGGAAGUACAUCCAUUUCAAAACGAAGGUUCUCCAUAUCCGGAAGUCAGGUGACUAUGACGUCACUGGUAAAUGGGAAGUUGAAGCGACGGAUGCAUCGAAGACGGUCUAUCGGGACGUUUAUGACUGCGUCAUAGUGUGCUCCGGGUUCUCUGAUGCCCGAAUUCCUGAAGUUGAAGGACUCCAGACAUUUGAAGGGACUGUCGAACACUCGAAAACGUUCAAGAAUGGGACAAAAUACAAGGACAAGCGAGUGUUGGUUGUGGGCACUGGUAAUUCCGCUGGUGAUAUGGCCGUAACAUCAUCCCAUGUAGCUAAACAGGUCUACUUGAGUGUGGGGAAAGGAACCUACAUAAUCCCUCGACUGCUUGAAGGAGGUCAGCCCCUCGGCUACGUCACACAAAGGAGGUGUAACGUCAGGAAUAAGACAGCGUUAAGCAACGUCAUUUGUGACAUAGCUAAUUCUCGGUUAGACCACACAGCCGCUGGAGUGACGACCGGCGUUGACAAGGUCCCAGAUCUCACCAUGAUGAUAAACGACUUCAUUUACCAACAGAUUGCAUGUGGUCGGGUGAAGAUCGCAGGCAAGCUGAUGAGGGUGGGCAAAACCGAGGCUGAGUUCGAGGACGGUACUGUUCUCAAGGAUAUUGACACUAUUUUGUUUGCAACAGGUUACAGUCGCGGACAAAGCUUCCUACCUGAUGAAGCAAAAGGAGGUAAAGACAAGCUGUAUCUGUACAAGAUGACGUUUCCGCUGACGCUGCCACAUCAUUCGCUGGCUGUGAUUGGAUCUUUCCAAUCAGCUGCGACAGUUUUGGCCUUGGUUGAAGUUCAAGGCCGACUGGCAGCGCGAGUGUUUUCUGGAGGACACAAACUGCCACCCUACCACGUCAUGAUGGAGGACGUGGAACGAUGGAACCAAAACAUCUUGCAAAGCUUUGGAUGCUACAAAUAUAAGAUCCCAAAUCUGAAAAUCCGAGACGAGAUGGCCGCAGAACUGGGCGUGGCCCCUACCUGGUGGGACCUGGUCAAGGCUGGACCCCGACUGGCCUACCUGUACUACUAUGGCCCCGCCUUCCCCUAUUACUACCGACUGUGGGGCCCUCAUCCCUGGGGUGGUGCUAGGGAUGCUAUUGAAGCUGCCCUCACAGAAGGAUACCUGUCUAAACCUGUUGGAAGGAAUAAACACCUGCUUCCAAACACUGGGUGUUCCUGUGCGACCGUUGGACUGUCUUGUUUCGUUGCCAUGGUGAUCGUAGCUCUUUGGAAAUACCUAGGAAUGAACUGUUGGUGGUUGAGUUUCUAGUUGUACACAUCAAAGGUUCAUGCAAUGUGUUUAUGUUUGUUAAAUUUUACGAUAUUGUUUCAGUUAUUUAUUUAUUUACUUAUUUAUUUAUUUAUGUUUACUCUUUUGUUUGUCAUCACAUUCGUGUGCAUAAAAAUGACAUGAACCAAUUGUACAUAUAUUUUGAAGUUGUGUAUUUUUUAUUUAUUUUUUGUGUGUAGAUGACCAGGUUUGUACAAUCAUCUCAAGCGUGCUUUUGAAGAUUCAUUACGGCGAGAGGGGCGAUGGGGUAGCCGAGUGGUUAAACCGUUCGCUCAUCACGCCGAAGGCCCGGGUU